GUAUUGCGUUAGGGUUUUACCUCUUCUUCUUCCUCAUUCUCGUUCUUCCAACAAUGGCCGAUACUAGCUCCGUUGACGCCUCUCUGUGGUGGGACUCAUUCACUCUCCUCCUUACAGAGCUCGAGAAUUCCUCUCUAUCUUCAGAUCUCCCACCCAAUUUGGCGAAGAAGUUGAAGGACAACCAUUCCUGGUUCGUGGAUACACUUUCGCGCUUCAAGUCGCCGAAUCAGAAAUCCAAGGAAGCUCUCAAUUCGAAGAAACUGAAGAUUGGACAUCACCAGCUGACUAUUCUACCUCACCUUAAAGAUAAAACUUUGCAGACUAGCUCCUUCUUGCUACUAGAUGAGGUUCAAUCAUAUAUACUUGUUGAAAGGUUCAUCAAACGUAACAAUGCAGCUGCUGAUUCCAUGUCUCCAGGGUUUCUUCACAUGAUGCUAAUUCAAUAUUACAAGGAGCGACAGUGCUUGCUGAAAUGCAUCAGGUGGAUUAUCAUGCAUGCUAUAUACAUUGGUUCUGUGUCUGAAGACAAUAUUGUGAAGGAGGAAGCAAGAAAGCUCUUUCAUGAUGGACUGGAAAGUAAAUUAGUAUCAUUUUUUGAGGACCAUUUGUCUUGCAGCUACCCAGAGCAAAUGGAUGUUGAUCUUUUUACUCUGUGGGCUGAGGAGACUCUAAUUGAAGACAACUUGGUUUUAGACAUCGUUUUCCUGGCAUAUUAUGACUCAUUUUGUAUCUGUAGUGGUGAAGUAUGGAAGAAGUUUGGUUCUCUUUACAAGGGGAUCUUAGCUGGUGAAUAUAACUUGGGAAAGCUGGCAAUUACUACAGAAGCACAACAGUUGUCUUAUAAUGCCAAAGUUCAGCUUCUGCUAAUUUUAAUAGAAACCCUGAACUUAGAGAAUCUUCUUCAAAUGGUUCAUGAUGAAAUACCUUACAGGAAAGGUGUGUCUAUUUUUCCCUUGACUGAUGUCCAAGGGAUGGAUGCACUAGUUUCUACACUCAGUGCUUUUGAGAUGAAUGAAGCUGGUCCUCUAGUUCUAGCGUGGGCAGUGUUUCUUUAUUUGCUCUUGACACUUCCCGAAAAAGAUGAAAAUAAUGAGCUAAUGGAGAUUGAUCACAUUGGUUAUGUUCGUCAAGCCUUUGAGGCUGGAUCCUUACGUUAUUGUCUUGAAAUUUUUCAGUGUGACAUUUUGAAGGAUUAUGAUGGCCCAGUGGCUGGUUAUCGCAGUGUCUUGAGGACAUUCAUAUCUGCAUUUAUUGCAUCUUAUGAGAUCAACCUUCAGUUACAGCCAGAGGACAGUAGCCCCACUUUGAUACUGGAUAUUCUUUGCAAGAUUUACCGUGGAGAGGAAUCACUAUGUAUUCAGUUUUGGGACAAGGAAAGUUUUACAGAUGGUCCAAUUCGGUUUCUUCUUUGCAACCUAGAAAGUGAGUUCCCUUUCAGGACAGUCGAACUCGUACGACUCCUGUCAUCCCUUUGUGAAGGAACUUGGCCUGCAGAGUGUGUGUAUAACUUCCUCGAUAGGUCUGUUGGUAUAUCAUCCUUGUUCGAGAUUAGUAGUGAUUUGCAGGCAGAUGGCGUCUCUGGUAUAGUUGAGGCACGGAAGGCAGUACGAGUUCCUGGGAUUGAAGGUUUGUUUAUUCCUGCUGGAACUCAUGGCCGUGUCUUGAAAGUUGUUGGAGAGAAUACUGUCCUUGUACGAUGGGAGUAUGCAACAUCUGGAUUGUUAGUGUUACUCCUACGUUUGGGCCAAGAUAUGUAUUUAAAUAGCAAGGAGGAAGCUGUUUUCACUCUUGACCUGUUCAGUAGAUUGGUGUCCUUUAACACUGCUGUUUGUUUUGCUGUGAUGGACAUUAGCAAUUCUCUGCAAAAUCAUGCUAUUGGCUUGAUGAAUGAGAAGGUUGAAAAGAAUGUCUGGGUGGUUGAGAUAAUUUGCAAUCUGGUCAGAAACCUUCCUCUAAAUUCCUGUGGUGCUGCACUUAUGUCAAUGGGCCUCAAGAUUUUGAGGAUUAUGUUGAUUUGUUCUCCAUCUAAUGUUACAGCUGUGACUCUAAACGCAAAUCUAUUUGAUAUCACUUUGCAGACAGGUGUUUUCAGUGUAGGCAGUAAUGAUUUGUCAAGUGGAUCAUGGUUGCUCUCUGGCAAACUGGCUAGAAUGCUUUUAAUUGACUGUGAACAAAACAGUAAUGACUGCCCCUUAGCAAUAUCAGUGCUUGACUUCACCAUACAGCUUGUAGAAACCGGAGUAGAGAAUGAUGCUCUCCUGGCUUUGAUCAUUUUCUCUUUGCAGUAUGUCCUAGUCAAUCAUGAGUACUGGAAAUACAAGAUGAAGCAUAUUAGAUGGAAAAUAACAUUGAAGGUUCUUGAGUUGAUGAAAAAAUGCAUAAUAUCAAUGCCAUAUUAUGGAAAAUUGGGUGAGAUCAUUCGCAAUGUGUUGUUCACUGAUUCUUCCAUCCACAGCACGCUCUUGCAAAUUGCUUGCACUACUGCACAUACCUUGGAGAAAUUGCAUGUAAGCCGCCUCUUUGAUCCAAUGGAAAUUGAAGGGUUACAGCUUGCUAUAGGUUCUGUUUUGGACAUUCUUUCAGUCAUGCUGACCAAACUUUCUAAGGAUACAUCAUCAAGCUUUCCUGUUUUUCUUCAAGCAGUGUUCUCAAGCACAACCAAGCCAGUUCCUGUUGUGACUUCUGUUAUAUCAUUGAUUUCAUACUUCCGAGAUCCUGCCAUCCAAUUAGGUGCUGUCAGGUUUAUUUCAACAUUAUUUGCCGUAGCAGAUUGUAUUCAACCAUUUUCAUAUGGAACUACUUGCUAUGCUCCAGAUAAUGAGGAGAUCAUAGAUUUGCGGCACUCUGUGAGCUACAUAUUGCGGGAACAAUCGAUAUCAAAUGAAGAUCUCUUUGUUGCAACUGUUAAUCUGUUUACUUCUGCAGCACAUUACCAGCCGUCUUUUACUGUUGUUAUCUUCGCUCCAGAGGAAAACAAUGAAGAUCAUAGUAUUGAUGAUGCAAAGCUGCAAAGGAAUGAAACUUCUCUUGUACCACUAGAUUCUAAAAAGUCAAGUCUAAUAGUUUCACUUAUGCACUAUAUUGAAAGGGCAGAUGAUCUGAUCAAGAGCAAUCCCCGCAUACUGCUUUGUGUACUUAACUUUAUGGUUGCCUUAUGGCAAGGGGCUCUCCAGUAUGCAAAUCUCUUGGAAUCUCUAAGAAGCCAUGGAAAGUUCUGGAAGCACUUGGCCAAUGCAAUCUCUAAUAUUGCUAGCAGUGAAACGCCCCUACUUGACACUCUGAAAGAAAAAGAUGCUUUCAAUCUGGCAUAUAGUUUCCAUUGUCAAUCUGCCAUACUGGCAAUCAUGGCAUAUGAAUUAUUCUUGCAGAAAAAGUUAUUGCAUGCAGAGUCGCUUGUGAAGGAUGCAGCUGAAUCUAAGGAAAAGGAGCAAAAUGCCACAAAAAGUGAAAAAUCUAAAGCCACAGAUUUUGAUGAUCUUAAGGGAAUCUGGUCUUCAUGGUUCAAUGACUGUGUUUUAGAGAAACUAAUAAAGUCAUAUACUUCUUGCGUAUAUAAUAAUGAUAUAUAUUAUGGUGCAAAGGUUGCUACCAGCUUAUUCUCUGCUCAUGUGAUGGCAAAACUAGCUGUUAGCGACUCUGGAAGUUUAUCUGUGUCAUUGCUUCAGAAGAUUCAUGGAAUUGCGGCGAAGUUGAGCAUUCAUCCUGCGUUCUCUGAAUUGCUAUCUCAGUAUUCACAGCGUGGUUACAGCGAGGGGAAGGAACUAAAGAAGUUUAUACUCAGUGACCUCUGUUAUCAUUUACAAGGAGAGCUUGAAGGGAGAAAAAUUGGUAUUGGACCAUUCAAAGAAUUAUCUCAGUUUCUUGUUGAAUCAAAUUUUUUGGGAACGUAUCAGCACCAGUUCAAUGAAGACUCUUUUGUGCAAAAUUUGUACUUGUUUGACCUAAUACACUUGCGAGCAGAUUUGAGAUUAGAUGUGUGGGAUUGUUCUAAUUGGAGAACAUCCAAGGAGAUUGCAGAAACCAUGUUGCGUCUCCUGCAGGAUGCAAACUCGGUUAUGUUGCUCUCAAGUUCAAAGCUUUCUGCAUUAAAAGGAUUGAUAGCUGUGAUGGCUGUCUACCAUGAUGAUUCACUAGGGAGGGGUACUACAGGAGAGAGGAUCCCAGAUGAACACGUAUUCACAUGCAUAGAUAACAUAUGCCAAUCUUUCCUUGCAACCAUAGAGACUUUAUCACCUGUUCUUGAUGCCUCUGAGGACAUACUCAAUUUUCUUGCAUGUCAAGUAGAGUUACUCCUCGAGUUGACAAGAACUGUAUGCAAAAGCCUCUCCUUAUCUGUGUCUCUACUUGUUUUGAAAUGUGCAAGUUCAGGUCUUAAACUGUUGAGUGAACUUAAGUUGUUACCUUCUGGGGCUAAUGUGAUCAUGAAACUAUUGCUCACAUUGCUGCUUUUGGUACUACAGUCCAAUUCCCUCAAUUCACAUUCAGGUGGGGCAACAGAUGAGGGUUCUGUUGAGGACUUCUCAAAGGUUUCAAAUGCAACCCUAGGCCUUCUGCCCAUUCUUUGCAACUGCAUUGCAACUUCUGAGCAUUGCAUGCUAUCCCUGUCAGUUAUGGACUUGAUACUGAGAAGCUUCUUGAUGCCCAGGACAUGGUUACCUGUCCUGCAGAAUCAUCUCCAGCUGCAGCGUGUUAUGCUAAAACUCCAAGACAAAAAUCAUUCUUCAAUUCCAAUAAUAAUGAAGUUCUUUUUGACCCUUGCACGGGUUAAAGGAGGUGCCGAGAUGCUUUAUUGUUCUGGCUUCUUGUCAUCUAUUAGAGUGCUGUUUGCUGAAUCUGGUGAGGCUUUCUCAAGAACUGGUAGUGAGAAUCCGGGCAGCUCAUGUGAAAAGUUUGAAAUGCCUCAAGACAUUUGGAGACUUGGAUUAGCUGUGGUUACUGCUAUGGUUCGAUCCUUGGGAGACAGUUCUUCUGGCACUGCUAUUGUGGACAACAUGAUACCUUACUUUUUUACAGAGAAAGCUCAUCUCAUUUUUUAUUCCCUAAAUGCCCCUGACUUUCCUUCUGAUGAUCAUGACAAGAAAAGACCUCGGGCACAGAGGUCAUGGGUUUCUUUUGCUACUCUUAAAGAAACAGAACAUACUUUGAUGCUCAUGUGUGAGCUAGGAAAACAUUGGAAUUCAUGGGUUAAGGCAAUAAAAAAUGUGGAUAGACAGCUUAGAGAGAAGUGCAUCCAUCUUUUAGCCUUCAUUAGCAGGGGAACACAACGCCUUGGUGAAUCGUCAAGCAGGAAUGUCCCUCUUUUGUGUCCACCUACUGUUAAAGAGGAUUUUGAAAUUUACUUAAAACCUUCAUUUGUCAAUAGCAGAAAUGGAUGGUUUUCUCUUUCACCACUUGGAUGUGUGCCAAAACCGAAGAUCUCUUCUUUCUCAACUGCAUUAUCUAUCUAUGGUCAAGCAGCUGAUAGUACUGAUCCUGUUCAAAAAACAUGCUUCUCUGACACUGUUGCAGUGCAGAUAUAUAGAAAUACAUUUCUUCUUUUAAAGUUUCUCUGUUUACAAGCCGAGGGUGCUGCUAAAAGGGCUGAGGAAGUUGGGUUUGUUGAUCUUGCACAUUUUCCUGAGCUUCCAAUGCCAGAAAUCUUGCAUGGACUGCAGGAUCAAGCAAUUGCUAUAAUUACGGAGCUCUGUCAAGCCAACAAACUGAGGGUUUCCCCAGAAACACACAAUGUUUGCAACUUAUUGUUGCAAAUACUUGAAAUGGCCUUGCACUUGGAACUUUGUGUUCUACAAAUUUGUGGCAUUCGACCUGUAUUAGGGCGUGUGGAGGACUUUUCAAAGGAAGCCAAUUCUUUAUUUAGUGCAUUGGAGGGCCAUGCUUUUCUAAAAGCAUCUAGUAAGUCUUUAAAACAGAUGAUAUCAUGUGUCUAUCCUGGAUUGCUGCAAGCGGAGAGUUUGAUAUGAGAUUUGGCGUGGACAUAAAUAACAUUUAGUUGUACAGAAUUUCAUAGUGCCAAGUAGUCAGCUUUCUUCUUCCACUCUCUGGAUUUAUGAAUGUGCAUUUUCUUUUCACCAUUCUUUGUGAUUCUACAUAUAGCUCUUUUUCUGUGAGAUAAAGUUGUCGUCAGGCAUCAGUGGGAAUAAUUCAUAUGUAGUGUGUUGCUUGAUUAACGGUAAAAAAUGAAUCCCUUCGGGAGGAUCCUAUUCAAAAGGUAGAUAAGUUUGACCCAAUUUCGCAAGGGAGGUCAAAUACUUGAU
Messenger RNA from Gastrolobium bilobum, 6254 nucleotides. RefSeq lists its product as uncharacterized. Gene Ontology annotation, molecular function: structural constituent of nuclear pore. Bases 54 to 5960 code for a protein of 1968 amino acids. Gene Ontology annotation, cellular component: nuclear pore inner ring. The record is from RefSeq and is a predicted model, not a curated record. Lineage: Eukaryota; Viridiplantae; Streptophyta; Magnoliopsida; Fabales; Fabaceae. The transcript has 32 exons. Gene Ontology annotation, biological process: protein import into nucleus; RNA export from nucleus.